Molecule: messenger RNA, 2010 nt
Organism: Mesorhabditis belari
Lineage: Eukaryota; Metazoa; Nematoda; Chromadorea; Rhabditida; Rhabditidae
Source: the annotation of a GenBank genome assembly
AUGAACGAACACUGGACUUCUGGAUGGAAUAUGAGCAAUAAUGAUGCUGUGCCGAUUCCAAUUCCAAAUGGUGGCAUGAGCCCGGGUAAUUUCGCAUCACCAAGGAGUGAAUCGUAUGGAGGUGGUUCGUUGUGUCGUCAAGUGGCCGAGACUAUUCUGAGUGGAUCACCGGCAACUCCAAAGGCCCCCGAAGCUUUCAGGAUUGCUGAUAAUUGCUUCCCGAUGAAAAGGGUGAUUGCUCAACGGGCCGAACCGCAACCACAAAUGCUACUCUCAUCAGGAACCCCAGAGUUUCAGCCUUUCUUAAAUACAAUGGCUGAAGCUGGGAUGGCUCCUCCACAAUGGAAUUCAAUGCUUGCUCAAACUACUCAAGGAGUACAACAGCCACAGCAAAUUCAAUCACAGCUCUCGCCGGUUCUUCAGAUAGCUCCCGAUAUCUCAUCGCCAACGAUUUAUCCGCCAUCACCGCCACCUAUGCAAUCACUUUUGACGAACAAUGUAAUGCCUAAUGGAGCUGCUUUAUCAAAAACUAUGUUGAUGCAGGCUCAACAACCGCAAAUACAAUUUCCAAAUAUGAUGGCAAAUCCAUUGCAAAUGAUGCUAGCCACUCAACAAUUGAUGAGCAUGAACCCUAUGCUUCAUCCACAGCAGCAACAACAAUUGCUGGCAACAACACUACAGCUAACAAAUCAAAUGCAAACGCAACUUUAUAUUCAACAGCAAAUGAGUCAACUGAAUGGCAAUUCAAAUCUGCUUUCACUGCAAACUGGAUUAUCACCAGCAAUAUCACAAGCAGCACCGAAUCCGUUUCUUCUCAAUUCGAUGUCUAGUCCGAACAGAACAACUCGUCAGCAGCCACGAAAUUUGCUUGGAGACACGAUUUCACCACCACUUAAACAGAAUUUGAUUCUUGAAGAAAUCAAGAGCAAUCGUAAUCCAGCUUUGUCGCUUCGUGAUGUUGCAGCUUAUGUCAUCGAGUUUGCAAAGGAUCAACAUGGCUCAAGAUUUAUCCAGCAAAAGCUUGAGUCAGCUAGCCCUUCGGAAAUGCUCAUUGUUUACGAAGCCAUUCAAAAAGACGGAACAAUGUUGAUGACAGAUGUUUUUGGUAACUACGUCGUGCAGAAGUUCUUUGAAAAGACUAACGAUGAACAACGAAUCGGUCUUUGUCGUAUAUUGAAGGGUAAUGUGCUAAGUCUCUCUCUUCAAAUGUAUGGAUGUCGAGUGAUUCAAAAAGCGAUCGAGACUUGCAAGGAAAAUCUGCAAAUGGAGAUUAUUGGUGAAAUCAUCGAACAUGUUCUUCGGUGCAUUCAAGAUCAAAAUGGAAAUCAUGUUAUGCAAAAGAUUAUUGAAUGUGUGAAACCGGCCAAAAAGCUUCAAUUCAUUGUCAAUGCUAUUAUAAAUGAGCGAGAGAACCGAGUGAUAGAAUUGGCAAAGCACAUGUAUGGUUGUCGAGUUAUUCAACGGGUUUUGGAACAUUGCUCACCAGAACAAAAGAUGCCAAUUAUUAAGACAAUCUAUCGCGACAUUGGAAUUUUGAUGAACGAUCAAUAUGGCAACUAUGUAAUACAGCACCUUGUCGAAUACGGCACCGAUGACGAUCGAGAGAUCAUUAUAUCUUCGAUUGUUGGAAAAGUUUUCACCUUAUCACAGCACAAGUUCUCAUCAAAUGUUAUCGAACGGAUACUUCAAUUUGCAAACACAGAGCACAAGAAUCGCCUCAUUUCGGAAGUGUGCAUGAGUGAUCCCAAUGACGCAAAUCCACCUUUGAUGGUCAUGAUGAAAGAUCAGUUUGCCAACUACGUUGUGCAAAAAAUGCUGGAAGUAGCUGACAAUGUUCACAGAAAGAAAAUGUUGAACUCCAUCAAACCGCACAUGCCACAAUUGCGGAAAGUAAAUUAUGGAAAACAGCUUAUUGCCAAGCUCGAGAAAUAUUUUCGGGAAAAAUCAAGCUAUAUGAAUGGAUUUGACGCACCUCCACCAGCAUCACAUGUUCAACAUCACAUGGCGUUU